This is a messenger RNA of Nilaparvata lugens (brown planthopper), 1517 nucleotides long. RefSeq names its product gastrula zinc finger protein XlCGF17.1-like. The transcript is spliced from 5 exons. Gene Ontology annotation, molecular function: RNA polymerase II cis-regulatory region sequence-specific DNA binding; DNA-binding transcription activator activity, RNA polymerase II-specific. The record is from RefSeq and is a predicted model, not a curated record. Gene Ontology annotation, cellular component: nucleus. Lineage: Eukaryota; Metazoa; Arthropoda; Insecta; Hemiptera; Delphacidae. The coding region runs from base 1 to 1086 and encodes 361 amino acids. Gene Ontology annotation, biological process: regulation of transcription by RNA polymerase II.
AUGGGGGUUAAAGUUGAGAAACAGGAAAGUGCUUUUGAUGACAGUUGGAUUGGAGAUGCACGUAGUGAUACAGCUACUCAGCAGAUCAAGAUCGAGAAGCAGGAGGAUGAAUUUGGAGAAUGUGAAUUUGCAACUAGCAACGUCAAAGAUGAGUCAUCCUCACACAAUGGUUCAACUUCCAAUCAGGAGAAUGAUAGCAGCCAAGAACCAGCGCCAGAGUGCAGCACUGCAUGCUCUCUAACUGAUGGUGAUUUCAGCCAACAGCAUUAUCUAAUCCCUGGAUAUAAUCUAAUAUUCAUCAAAGAGGAAGAAUAUGUUGAGCAAGAGGCAGAAGGAUGUUCAGUGGAGAGUGAACCGGAGAUGUGGCCUUCAAACUGCAGCACAUCUGGCCGAGACUAUGCAACAGAAGUGGGUGGACUGAAUGCACAUUCAAUCUCUCCAGUGGAAAAGUGCACUGAGCCAUCUGUGGCUGGCAAAAAGAUCAAGCUCUACAGCUGUGCUGACUGCAGCUAUGAAACAAAACGGUUCAGUCAUUUGAAGAGUCACAUGAUAAAACACACUGGGGCAAAGCCUUUCAGUUGUGAGUUAUGUGACUAUAAAUGUGCUCGAUCAAGUGAUUUGGAUAGACAUACCAGAACACAUACCGGAGAAACAACUUUCAGCUGCGAGUAUUGUGACUAUAAAUUUGCUCGAUCAGAUGCUUUGAUAUCACAUAUUAGAACACAUACAGGAGAAACACCUUUCAGCUGCGAGUAUUGUGACUAUAAAUGUGCUCAUUCAAGUGAUUUGAAGAAACAUAUCAGAACACAUACAGGAGAAACACCUUUCAGCUGCGAGUAUUGUGACUAUAAAUGUUCUUCUGCAAGUGCUUUGAAGAAACAUAUCAGAACACAUACAGGAGAAACACCUUUCAGCUGCGAGUAUUGUGACUAUAAAUGUGCUCAAUCUGGUUCUUUGAAGAAACAUAUAAGAACACAUACAGGAGAAACACCUUUCAGCUGCAAGUAUUGUGACUAUAAAUGUGCUCAAUCAACUAAUUUGAAGAGACAUAUAAGAACACAUAAAGGAGAAACAGCUACUGGCUGAAAAUUUGUGACUUAAUGUGUACUCAUUCAAAUUUAUUUCACUGUGGUUCUUAGGGUGGUCACUAAUAACAGGCCAAGUGUGUUGAACAUCUGUGUACAUUCAUGUCGCCAUUCAUUGUUGUGUCAUCACAGCUAAAGGCUUCAAACAACAUUUUUUUAAGGUUCUGAAUAUUGACCCACACCUUGACUCUAUUCAAAUUGCCAGGGUCACCCCGGGUUGGCGUCUGGGGAGGGGCGUAGUAGGGGAUGCUGCUCACAGUGUGGUGUGUGCCGGCCGGUGGUUGGAUCAGCAGGGUGAACGGCCUCUUGGGGACGGCUGGGCUCCUCGCGGUGUUCGGUGUCUUCCAGAUACACCACGGUUGUCAUCUCACAACACUGAAAUUCCUUUCUGAGAGGGGAUUGGGGGAUUGGCCAUGCUUUCGCACUACCUGG